Molecule: messenger RNA, 249 nt
Organism: Maudiozyma saulgeensis
Lineage: Eukaryota; Fungi; Ascomycota; Saccharomycetes; Saccharomycetales; Saccharomycetaceae
Source: the annotation of a GenBank genome assembly
AUGGGAGCCGCAUACAGAAUUUUUGGGAAGACAUUUCAACCACAUCAACUAGCUAUAGCUACGCUGCUUACUGUUGGGAUAGUGGGCUUUACAAUGACUAGAAAAGGAGGUAAGUCUACUAUUGAUCCAAAUAUUCAACUACAACCGCAGAGGGGUGUAUCUGGGUCUCAAAAAUCCGAUAAUGAUGAUAUCAACGUUGAAAAGUUACUCACCGAACUAAUUGAAGAAAAUGAUGAAACUGUCAACUGA